AUGACAAUGAAGCCUGGCCUGUUAAAGCAGCAGGGCGGAGUGACGGGGUCCGAGAGGCAGGCAGCGACGGUAAACGAGUAUGAUGGUGUAGAGAACCCGACCAAAGACGGUCAGAAGACGAACGGCAAAGCGGCAAAAGGUGUGCGGACGGCCUGGGCUCGAGCAGUGGCCAUGCCCUGUCUAGAAGGUGGCGACGGCGGAGCCGGACGGGGACCAGGCGAAAUAAUGGUUCCGGUCUUAAGCUUGAAAGCCUUGCACUGGGGUAAAGUGAAAAAGCAGCAACAGCCGCCAUCUUCGCUGCAGUGCCCGAGACAGAGCGCCCGACUCAAGCAGAUCGUCCUGCUGCAGCUUGACCUUAUCGAACAGCAGCAGCAACAACUCCAUCUCAGGGAACGGGAGAUCGAUGGUCUGAAGGCGGAAAAAGAGACGCUUUUGGCUCGUCUUGAACGCAUGAAAAGGAGAAUGCAACUGGUGAAAAAAGAGAAUGAGAAAGACAAAUGUAGACUCAUUCCAACUGUGGAAGGAACUGAGGAGAAGAAUGUAACAGAAUCAGAGAAAGUUCAUCAACAGAUGACCCUUGAACAACCCCUGGCAGAGACACACACGGAUCAGACAGCAAUGUAUUCUGGGAAGGGUUACAAAAGGAAAUCUGUGCUAGGAACAACAGAAAGGAAACCACCAGUGAAAAAGCUUGUGGCUGAAUUCUCAAGAGUGCAGACAAAGUUGGCUAAAUCCCCUCAGUUUCGACAGGCUGCAAGUGGCCCCUUACCUGACAAAGUUUCAAAACGAGAAUUGAGAAGUAAAGAAAUUCCAGAAAAAUACAAAUCUCAGACUUGGGAGGGCCAUAAAUCUUCAAUGAGUCCAGGUCUUCCCAUCGGUAAAGACCAGUCUGGAUUAAAUGACAUAGAAGAGGAACCAUACCUAUGUACCACUGAGAUGUACCUAUGUCAGUGGCACCAGCGACCACACUCUUUUCUUCGAGAAGCUUCACCCAAGAAAGAAGAAACUGUAGCAAUACCAUCAUGGAAAGAGCAUUCAGUGGAGCCUCUCAUAGACCUGCAACACAAUGAAAUAUUUGAGAAUUUAGAUGACUGUGUUUUCGCAAAGCGACAUGCAAAGCUUGAACUUGAUGAGAAGAGAAGGAAAAGGUGGGAUAUUCAGCGGAUCAGAGAGCAAAGGCUGUUGCAACGAUUGCAACUGAGAAUGUACAAAAAGAAAGGAAUUCAGGAAUCAGAGUCAGAAAUCCUAUCAUUUUUCCCUGAAACAGAUGACGUGGAAUCCCUGGUGAUUACCCCGUUUUUACCUGUGGUGGCUUUUGGGAGGCCUCUUCCAAAAUUAUCACAACAGAACUUUGGAUUACCCUGGUUGGAUGAGCGUAGCAGGUGCAGGAUAGAAAUACAGAAAAGACAGACACCACAUCAAACAUGCCGCAAAUAG
Mobula hypostoma (lesser devil ray) is the source of this 1437-nucleotide messenger RNA. Its product is annotated as male-specific lethal 1 homolog. The coding region runs from base 1 to 1437 and encodes 478 amino acids. The record is from RefSeq and is a predicted model, not a curated record. Gene Ontology annotation, cellular component: MSL complex. Gene Ontology annotation, molecular function: chromatin binding. The transcript is spliced from 8 exons. Lineage: Eukaryota; Metazoa; Chordata; Chondrichthyes; Myliobatiformes; Myliobatidae.